AUGGCUCUCAGCAAGGCGGGAUCACUGAAUCUCAUCAAUGCGACUCCUUUCGACUGGAGUAAGAUAUACGACCAUUCAUAUCAGAUGUCCGAAUGGGACUUCCCAGAGCAGGUUAAAUCCGGCGAUAUUGUCAGCGUCGAGGUUGACUGGAGUGUACUGGGAAGUCGUGAAGACUCCGCAGGGGAAGCAUCCUACAGCUUCACGACAGAUACUGGAGAAGACGCGGAGCUCCAAUUCAAGGCGACCUAUGACGGCAACAGACAGUUCCACGUUCUCUACGAGAACUCGUCGACAUUCGGCAACCCACCAGGGUCAACGGCGGACCUCCAAUGGUCAAAAGAUGCCCCCAAUCCCUAUGUGUUCUCAGGCCAACAGCAGGCCUCGUUUGCUUCUACAAAUCCGCCCUCAGACUGGAUGCAUCAGAAUCUUCCGUCGAUAGGUUGCCAAACACUCUCACGCCUGUGCCUGCCCGCCUCCCACAAUUCCGGCAUGUCUUCGCUAAAUGGAAAAACUGCAUUCGCCACGAACGAGAAUACCCUCUGCCAAAACACGGACCUCCUCGGUCAACUCAGUGCCGGCUUCCGCUACUUCGACAUACGGCCCGUUAUCGCUUCUGGGUCAUUCGCAACCGGCCAUUACUCUUCUGUCUCCGCCGAUGGCAUCGGCAUUGACCUCCCUCCCCUACCUUCCGGGCUCCCCGAUUUCAUAUCGAAUCCCAUAGACGACAUCACCGAUGGCUCCUUCCAAGGCGGCAACGGCCAGUCCAUCGCCUCCAUCAUCUCGCAAAUCAACGACUUUCUAGCCAACAACUGGGAGCUCGUCAUCAUCAACCUCUCCCACACGAUGGACACGGACCACGACUACGUGCGCCUCUCCCAAGACCAACUCGAAGACCUCUUCGAGCAGCUCCUCGGCCUGAAGCACCGCUUCAUCGCCCCCCAGGACGUCACGGACCUGACGGCGCUCCCGCUCGAGGACUUCAUCAAGGAUGGCCCCGCCGUGCUCAUCAUCCUCGACAACGCACAGGCCGGCGAGGACAUGAAACCGGCCGCGUUCGCCGACCAGGGCUUCUACACCGACGCCCACUUCCCCGUCUACAACCAAUUCGCCAACACGGACAACGUCGACGACAUGUCCCGCGACCAGCUGAAGAAGAUGAAUGACGAGGCGCCCCAAAAGAACGACGGCGGCCUCUUUCUGCUGAGCUGGACACUGACGACGCCGCUGGACAUCCGCGCCAGUAGCAUGGCGGCCAACGCACGGCUGUUCGCGGAUGUCUGGCCCGUGACGCGCGACAAGGGCAAGGCGGACAGAGUCUUCCCCAAUCUGGUCAUGGUGGAUGGCGUUGGGAGGAAGGGCUCAGCAAUCAAGGCCGGAGGCGUCGCUGCGCUGUGUAUGGCGGUCAAUAGCUGGGUGAAUGAUGAUUGUCGCGCCAAGAAGCGCUGA
Cyphellophora europaea CBS 101466 is the source of this 1446-nucleotide messenger RNA. RefSeq lists its product as uncharacterized. The coding region runs from base 1 to 1446 and encodes 481 amino acids. The record is from RefSeq and is a predicted model, not a curated record. The transcript is spliced from 2 exons. Gene Ontology annotation, molecular function: phosphoric diester hydrolase activity. Gene Ontology annotation, biological process: lipid metabolic process. Lineage: Eukaryota; Fungi; Ascomycota; Eurotiomycetes; Chaetothyriales; Cyphellophoraceae.